Parasteatoda tepidariorum (common house spider) is the source of this 1060-nucleotide messenger RNA. Lineage: Eukaryota; Metazoa; Arthropoda; Arachnida; Araneae; Theridiidae. The record is from RefSeq and is a predicted model, not a curated record.
AGGUGAUGUAGAGAUGGUCAGCCAUGGUGGUAUGAGGAAAAGAAGCAGGAUUCUCCUUAUCCUCUCAUGAAAUUAUCCUCAGAUAAUUGUUUAUAACACUAUUUCUAACAAAUUCAUAUCUCGUUUUCAAAUAGGCUAUUCACAGGUGAGAAGCCAAAAUGGCGUCUCCUAAUUUUCAAGUGACACUUCAAGCCGAUCCGAAUCAGAUGGCACAGGCUGCUGGUUACAUGGCCUCCCAAGGGGACUACAUGCAACAACAGGGAAUUCCUACAGAAGGUCUCCCACAGAGCGGAAAGCUGCCUGUCUCCAUAAGAUUUGAUCCAAGCUACAUAAAGACAUUCCCAGGAAUGCUGAAAAUAGCAGAAAUAGUAAAUAACAUAAUAGGCAUGAUCUGUAUCAUGGCUUCUGGCUGUAGUUGGUGCUCGAACAGUAACUGGUUCAACUUCGUCGCGUCUACAGGCCUCACGGUCACAUUCGUGCUUUUAGUCUUCUACUUCUUUCACAUCAUCGAAAAACUAAAGUUCGUCCCUUGGCUUGCGAUCGAACUGCUGUAUGCCGCGACUUGGACAUUAUUCUACAUGAUUGCGGCACUGGUUGUUGCUGUCAAAGGAGGACGAGAUGAUGCCUGGGCUGCUGCAGGAUUCUUUGGAUUUGCUGGUGCAAUUCUAUACGCUGCUGACUGUUAUACUAAAUACAAGUACUGGAAGGACGGUAUACCAGCACAAGGAGUAAAACCACCGGAGAUGAAUUACGCAGCCUAUUGACUCAGUACUCCCUGUACCGCAGAUAACACUAAGUGGUGUACCUUAUUUGUUUCAAAAAUUGCAUACGAUAAUAAUCAUGUACAAUGGUGUACUGAAGUCAGAAUUGAAGAUUUAUCAGCGAGAAACAUUUAAAUAUGAGGCCCUCUCGGAUGAUUGAUUAUCCGUGAAAAAACAAAGUAGAAUUUGUUAAAAUGAACUCACUAGAUAACGGACAUGUUGUUGUACCUCAAACACUGCAUGAGUCAGCUUUAUUGUGUAGAGAUUUUAUCCACUCCGAAUUUUAUUUCAAUUGUAAA